Aspergillus ochraceoroseus IBT 24754 is the source of this 416-nucleotide messenger RNA. RefSeq lists its product as uncharacterized. The transcript has a single exon. The coding region runs from base 133 to 354 and encodes 73 amino acids. NCBI's taxonomy places the organism in Eukaryota, Fungi, Ascomycota, Eurotiomycetes, Eurotiales, Aspergillaceae. The record is from RefSeq and is a predicted model, not a curated record.
GUACCAUAGUUUCUUUCACCCUCCCCCUCCCCCCCCUUUAUUUACUUCUUACUUGGUUUUAUUACUUUUUCUUCUUCUUCUCCUUCUUCCCCUGUUUUAUCCAUUUUGAUUUCUCAAUCAUGGAAAAGGCUCAUGGUGCGGUGUUUUGUUGUGUAUGAUUUAGCAGGAUCGGUUCCCAGAGUGGCUGGCUGGCGUUUGAUAUUUUUAUAUUCGUGGACCAGGUAUCGGGUCAUCUGGUCUUUGGGUUCCCUUUUUACCCAUACUCAUUUUCCUUUCUUCUCUUUUCUUUACUGGGUCUUGGAUACCUGCAAUACCGUGGUUUCCAAGGGAGGAUACCUAACUCGCGAGUUGUAGGAUUAACAAGGAAGCAGUGUAUGGGGAAGGGAAUGAUGAAUACCGCCAUAGUUAUGGAAGCA